This is a messenger RNA of Drosophila novamexicana, 3016 nucleotides long. RefSeq lists its product as uncharacterized. The record is from RefSeq and is a predicted model, not a curated record. Bases 186 to 2894 code for a protein of 902 amino acids. The transcript is spliced from 3 exons. NCBI's taxonomy places the organism in Eukaryota, Metazoa, Arthropoda, Insecta, Diptera, Drosophilidae.
AACAUCGGUUUUUCUAAACAAAAAUUUUACAUGAAUGAAAAUUUUCUAAAUAUUUUACCAAAUUGUAAACACAAAUUGCGAGAUUGCCAAAUUGCGGACAAAUUGUCAAUUAGCCGAACACCAAUAAAAAACCAAAACCAAUUGAAGCAUUAAUUUGAAUGCAUAUCCAUAUAUAGUUGAUACUUAUGGAACCACUUAAGCAAUCCUAUUCGUUCGAUAUUAUUUUGCUAAAUUCUAGUCGACGCCCACGCGAAGGGGAGGAGAACCCAUUCACCUACAGCAUUCGACUGUUUAACGAAUUUGUUGAGCUGCCACAGAAUCGACUGUUUACCCAAUGCUUUCCUUCCAAGGCGCUGGGCAAGUUCGUGGCCAGUCCCUGCGAGCUAGUUGGUUCACUGACCACCAAGGGCAUCUGCGUGACCAUGUACGAGGGUGAGCAGAUGUACGGCUGUGGCAACUGCAGGCUUUCGCCUCCAGUGCUGCGCCAGCUGGCGGAUCCCACAUUCUCGGUGAAUGAGGUUCUCAGCGUCGAGUUGCAGAAGAACAAGAAGCGCAUGGCUACCGUAGACAUUAACAUCAAGUUCAGCUCUACCGAUCCGGAUCUGGACACCAGAUUGCUCCCCUUUGGUUGUUACGAUGUCUGCCGGCCGCUGGAUAAGUCUGUCAAUCCGCGGGACGUCAUCUUCACGCUGGGUCGCUCCGGCAGAUGCGCGGCGACUUCCUGCAUCACCGACGAGCGUCUUAUGACGCAUGCCGGCGCACCCUUUAGCUGCAUGCACAAGAAGAGCCAGCCAACUGGCGAGGAAUGUGGUUGUAUUCUGCGUGGCGUAAAGCCACCGCCCGAGCUCGAUCCAACCAAGGACCGCGAGCGUACGCUACUGAAGAAGCUGCUGAUCGAUCUCGAUAUUGAUAAGGUGCAUGUGCCCACGCCGCCGUCUGGUCACGAGCGUUCCAGGCGCUGCAAAUGUCCGAAAUAUCCCUCUAGCAGCGACAGCGGAACAUUUAACUCCAGUGAUGGCUGGCUCUCGGAAUGGGAUGACCAACAGAAGCAGCCGCCGUCCAUAUUUGAAUCGGCUUUCACACCAGAGCAGCUGGAAGCGCUGGACGUAGCACGGAAACACACGCUGGGGGUGUGUCCAGUUAUCAAGCAACCGGAAUUGAUGACCACCAAGUAUACGCCCCCGCUGCUCUGCCCCGUGUGCCAUGCAAACAUCACCUGGUUGCCUAAGGUGGCCGCCUGCCCGUAUUGUGGCUACAAACGCUUCGAGAUGGACAAGCCCAGCGAGGAGCCGUUCGAUGAGUCGGCCACCGCGGCGGAGGUCCUGCGCAAUCAUAUGCUCAGAACUCGGCUGAGCAGCGAGGAAAACAGUCAGCGGAAGCAUAACAGCUACGCCAGUAUUCCAAAGAACUCCAAGGACUGCACCUGCAGGACAAGCCGCGUCUGCACGCGCUGCCGCAUCCAGGAGUUGUGCGAUCAGAUGCUCAGCAAAAGCAGCACCACAAAGAUCAAAUCGCAGCCGCAGUCCCAAUCGCAGGAGCAGAUCCGGACGCCAAGGAAGACGGCUUCAACGCCGUCGCAGCGGCGCAAUCAGCUGUUAAAAAUCUUUACAGACAUGCAUGAUGUUUACAGCGACAAAAGGACCCCCAAGCAGUUGACUGAGAAGCUGUUAAAGGAUUGCGAGGCAAUCGCAUGCAAAGCCAAAAAAAAGGGUCGUCGCCGCCAAUCAACUGCUAUAAAGUGUGCACUCAAGGAUCUCAAGACAACAUAUCCGCUCAAGAAAAGGAAACCGAAAUGUGUUAAGAAAGCCAAGCGUCGCAUCAAAUCCAAGCGCUAUACGUUCCUAGUACGUAAGGACAACUCGCGGCAGCCCUCCACGCACCAUACCUGCUCACGCGGCAGUGGCCGGGUGCCCUGCCAUAUGGGGUGGAUGUGGACCGAGAGCGAGCUGGCACGUCACAGAUGCUGGAAACCUGGCGCCAUCAAAAAAUCCAUACGCCAGCUAAUGGCCUAUUUUCUGCGAGACUAUCCCGCUGACAAGAUUGGCAAUUCACGGUUUCAUUAUCGCCGCCGCCGCCAGAGCUCCAACCAGCCCGUGGAAGAGGAGCCCCUGAUACAGCAUCCGACACUGCACAUAACCAAGAAAUACGACGAAUACACCAUCACACUGCGUCCGCUUAAGGAUGCCAAGAGUCUGGCCGUGGACGCCAAUCCGUAUGCGAACAUGAAGCCGGUUGUCUUUCGCAUCAUCAAGGAUCCGAUUACCACGGGCAUGCGCAAUAUAAAGAUCAGUCUCAAAGACAAGGGUUAUCCCGUGUGCAGCUGCCAUCAGCCGGUAGCCAGUUGUUUUUGUCGCAGUCACGUUGACCAAAAGAUCGUCGCUCAGGAAGUUAAGCUGCUGAGUGAGGAGCGCGGUUGGCGUGACGUUAGCGACAUCUUCGUCUACUCGGAUCUAAGCGAGAGCGACAGUGACAAUGAGUUAGAGUUUGGAGUAACACCCCCGGCGGGUGUCGUUAAGCCGGAACGCCGCCGAAAGCCCGAUCGGGUUAACUGCGAGACCCAGUACAAUGAAAAUGACUGGGCUAUGCCCACCCAGUAUCCACAUCCGGCCAGCGCCCUAGUGCAGUACGGCGGUUGUGUGCUCGGUGAACGGAAAGCCAGAUUCCCCUGGAUUAUGGGAAAGGGCUUUGUCCAUCGGGAGCCAAAGCCACCGAAGAUGAUAAACAAACCCAAAACGGAAAAGAAGACCAAGGGCAGACUGAAAGGUGGCUACGAUGGCGGCACAUUCGAGGGUGGGUACAAUCCACUUCAAGGCAAACGAGUCUGGCACAAAUCGAACAAAUUGGAAUCUGGUACAUUCUAUAAUUAUAACCCUGGAUCAACGCAAACGCGUUGAGCAACUGAACCUAAUUGAAAUUUUAAGUAAUGCUCGAAAAAUUUUUAAAAUCCGACUCGUAUAAUGCUUGACCUUAGAUGACAGAAGUAAUGUAAAUAAAUGGUUAGUGGUUCCGCACGAAA